Molecule: messenger RNA, 4103 nt
Organism: Thamnophis elegans (Western terrestrial garter snake)
Lineage: Eukaryota; Metazoa; Chordata; Lepidosauria; Squamata; Natricidae
Gene: NUFIP2
Product: nuclear FMR1 interacting protein 2
Exons: 4
Coding region: 91-2010 (639 amino acids)
Cellular component (GO): nucleoplasm; cytoplasmic stress granule
Molecular function (GO): RNA binding
Source: RefSeq, a predicted model, not a curated record
AAGUGGCGGCGGCGGCGGCGGCCUCCUUUCCGCGCCAGGAGAGCCGGGGGUGGCGGGCGGGCGCGCAGGCGGAAGGGCGGCCGGUGCCCGAUGGAGGCGCCCCCCGCGCCGCUCCGCUUCCACGGCCAGGGCCGGCCCCCCGGAGCCCCGCCCGCAGACGGACGCCGAGCAGCAGAUUAUGGCGAACUCAAUGGGACCGUUGGUGAACGAGACCCCUUCCUGACGUCUCCCGCUGCCGGUGACUUGUUUGCCCCCGUUUCCGGGGUCCCCAACGGCAGCCAGCCCGGCCAGGAGCUGAGCCUGUCUCUCCAGCAGACGGCGAAAGGCGGCAUGUUUGUCAAAGCUGGUCUGAAAACCAAGCCCUUCAGUUUGAAAAGCAGCCUGGACAGGAAGAACGAGCGAUGCCACGAGAGCCGAGCCAGGGAUGGUCCAUCCUGGGACAAAGCCGAGAUGCACCCCGUCCCCAACGGCAUCGCGGCCAACGGCUCUGAGUACCUCGCCAACGGCUGCGUCGGCAAAGGGGCGGACAACGACGGCAGUGGCUCGGAGAGCGGCUACACCACACCCAAGAAGCGGAAAGGCCGGCGCAACAGCGUCAAGGGCUGCGAGAACCUGAGCUUGGGGCAGGAGAAGGUCGCACCGUGCAGCCCCGUCCCGGCCUUGAAGCUGGAGACGGACCCCUUUGGGGCCGAUGGAGGGGACCCGAAGGCUGACCCUCGGCCGGACGGCCUGAAACCCGCUUGGAAGUGUGAACAUCCGGGAGGCCUGGGGUUGGGCCGUGGGAAGCCGGGCGGAGUUGCUCCGGACAUGCUCCGGAAGGCAGCGGAGGCCAAAGUCGGACAGGCCAGCAAGAAAUUUGAGGAGCGUCCCAAGGGGAAGCACGUCUUGGUGACGUCCUCGUCGAAGGAAGAUUCUUGGACCCUGUUUAAGCCGCCACCGGUUUUCCCCGUGGAUAACAGCAGCGCGAAGAUCGUUCCCAAAAUCAGUUAUGCAAGCAAAGUGAAAGAGAACCUCAAGAAGGCUGUUCCUUCUCUCUCCUCCUCUUCCUCCUCCUCCUCCUCCUCCUCCUCCUUAUGUUCGUCUUCUGCGGGCGAGGUCCAAGUCCAGACCUCCAACCGCCUCUCCCAGGUCCCCAUGUCCGCCAUGAAGUCUGUUACAUCGGCCAGCUUUUCCAACGGGCCCCUCUUGGCCGGGGCUGACCGCGGGGUGUGUCCGGCCGGGGUCCAGGCCCUGCUGGUACCAGCUGCUAGUACUGUCCUUUCGGCUUCUUCCAAACUGGCACCCCAGGACGCCAGUCCCUCUGCAGCCGCCAUGGACCCACAGAAGGCGAGCCUUUUCAUCUACCCGUCAAACAUGCACGGCCUGUUCAGCAUGGCGGCCCAGGCCGAGGCUCCAUUCCUGGCCAUGCAGCAAAACCUAGGCGAGAUCUUCCAGAAUCAGUGGGGGUUAUCCUUUAUAAACGAGCCCAGCGCGGGCCCGGACGCCUCGCCCAGGAAGCCGACGGACACCAAGGCGGGCGAGGUGAUCUUCCAGGGUUCCUCCUACCCCGCCGCGUCAGUUCCUCCUGCGGCCGAGACUCCUCCCGCUGGACCCGAACAGCCGGCCUUCCCCAAGGCCUACGAGCUGGCCAGACGGACUAGUCCCCAGCUUUUGGGUGGACUCUUGAAGAUGGGGGCCGCUGGGGAGGAGAGCGACCUGCUGUUAGAGCCCCACUUGCCGGGGGGCCUGCCCCAGGCUGAGCUGGGGGGCCCGGGGACCUUUGUGUUCCUCGCCAAGGACUAUCAUCCCGGAGACAGUCGCCUGUCUUCGCCUACGAACACUUUCUUAGUCUCCACCAAAGAGCAGAGGCAGCCGGGCAGUCUAGAACGGAAAGCCAGCUGGGGGGAGUUCGACCUCCGGGCAGCUGUUCUAUACCACAUCCAAGAAAUGGAAUCUCUUUGUAAUUUGCAAAAGCGAGACCCAAAACGGAUAAUCACUUACGCCGAAGCCCUGGACACCCCCAGCACCUGAGCAGCAGCAGCAGCCCAUGACGGUUUCCGCUGGUCCCGUGGUCAGCCCCCGUGCCCCAACCCUGAAGGGGCCGCUGGACUGCUCUGGUCACCCGAAUCUGAACUGCAGAUGUGUGUGUGUGUCUGUUUGUAUACCGAUGCACACCCGCCUGACACAAUCCCUAUUCUGGGCUUGACGAAACUCCCUACCAAGCUGGCAAGAGACUUCCCUGUGAUUAUUUAAACCCCACUUCCGAAUGUCCGGAUCUUUCUCGAUGUCUCGUCCCGUUUCCCGCCCCCUCCCCCACUGUCCCCGGUUUCAUUUUUGUUUUCCUUUCUUCCUCCCACCCCCCCACCCCCUCCUGUUAAAAUGAAACCAGAGGUCGGUUAGAGAGACUUCGCUUGUCCCGUAGCUCGGAGCAUCGCGAGCAGAAGCGUGUCAGGUUUUUCUCGUCGCGUUUUCCGGGGGGGGGGGGAAGAGGCUUUGCAAUCAUUGGUAACACACUAACCAGGAAGACAGUCUUCCUCACCCCCACUUUUCUUCCCUGGGAGUGGCUGGGGGGGUGGGGUGAGCAGGAAUUCAUCUUGGAUCUGCGCGUCUCCCCCAACCACACUGCUCCCCCCCCCCCCAAAAAAAAAAGGGGAAGGGAAAAAUUGUGGAAAUUCAGCCAGUUGCCAAAUUAGCGGGUUCCCCUUGUGGGGUGGUGGGUGGUGGGGACACACACGGUGUUUUCGCUAAGAUAUAUCCGCCCUUCGAACCCCUCGACCGUGGUUGGCGGGGAGGUGAGGAAGGGGCUUUUGUUUCUUAAUACGGAAUCCAGGGUUGGGGUAUGUGCCUGUGUGUCUGUGGGCCAAGAGAGAGAGAGAGAGAGAACAAGAGGAAGGGGGAGCACAAGGGCCCUCAAGGGGGGUCUCCUUCCAUCCUUUGAAUGCUGAAAUUCCCCUUCCCCUCCAAAAAAACCCAAUUUAUUCUGAGUUUGGCUGGGGAUCCUUUAGUGGAGAUUCAAAGCUUUUUUCUUCUUCUUGCUAACAGUGUGCAUUGCGUGUGUGAAUGCCUGGACCCACACACACACACACACACACACACACACACACACAAACACACACGAUGCAGGUAGUAACUGGUAUGGAAAUUAAUUUAUAAAAGGAAAAAUCAAACCAGCUGCUCUUCCUCCCUCCCUCCCCCUGUGUGUGUGUGUGUGUGUGUGUCUCCCCUUCACUCACCCCACCCCCCCCCCAGCCUGCUUUUUCACUCUGGUGGUAACUCUGGACUGCUUCUCCCCCCCCACCCCCUUGAAGAUAGGGGGGUCUUCUGAAGAGGGUCUCCGGAUUUAUUUGGGUUAUGGAGCCAGGCAGGGUUUGGGGGUGAGGGGGUGGGCUUGGGUGCAUCCACAGCUGCAGCCAGGUCUGAGGAGGGGGAGGUCUUGAAUCAGAAGCUGUUCUUGCCCCCCCCCCAACUCAAUAAUGCAAGGAAGGGCUUCAGGCUUUGACAAGACAAUCCCCAGGUGUGGCUGGGCACUGCAGAUGUGGUUGGGGGGGGGAGAGACAUUUGGAUCCCAUGAAGCUGGGGGGGGGGCUGUCUUGAUCUCUCAAGGGGGUGGGGGAGGGUCUGCCGUUUGUUUCAACCGUUCGUCCUUCGGGGGGGGGUGUUGCGCCUUUUAACGCUCUCUGAAAAUGGGAUUAUUUUUCUGCUUUUAUUUUGCUAGGAAUUGCUGCUGAUCUUAUUACUUCUAUCCCUCCAUCCUGCCCCCCCACCCCUUUCCCCUGCUGCCCCCCCACCCCCAGCCCAGGAUCCAGUUGGGUAGGUGGUCCUUUCAUUUUUGCAUCAGGUCCUUCCCUUGCCUGAAAAAUUAUACCUCCGUUUCCCCCUCCUUCAAAUAGAGCUUAAUUAUUAUCCACUAUUAAAAUUGGAUUUUGGGGGGGGGGGUUGCCUGAUUUCUCCUCGAUGAUGGACAAGAUCCUCUUCACCCCUCCCUUCUGCGUAAACGUCCCUUGUUUUUAAACAUUAUUAUUAUUAUUAUUACCUACUAUUAUUAUUAUUAUUUUUCUUUUGGAAAAUCCUUUCGCCAAGGCCUUUGACUGCUUAUUAAACAGAGACUUCUUCUUUUAACCUUU